Molecule: messenger RNA, 1439 nt
Organism: Engraulis encrasicolus (European anchovy)
Lineage: Eukaryota; Metazoa; Chordata; Actinopteri; Clupeiformes; Engraulidae
Product: hyaluronidase-5-like
Exons: 4
Coding region: 1-1437 (478 amino acids)
Biological process (GO): hyaluronan catabolic process; carbohydrate metabolic process
Cellular component (GO): acrosomal vesicle
Molecular function (GO): hyalurononglucosaminidase activity
Source: RefSeq, a predicted model, not a curated record
AUGAACCUCUUCAGUGGACUACUACACAUUACAGCUAUUAUUAACCUCUUGACGGGUUUACAACUCGGCCAUGCCGCUCAGCCAAACACGUCGCCGCCACUGGAGCCCGGCGUGCCCUUCCUGUUCAUGUGGAACGCUCCCACCGAGCUCUGCGGCUCGCGCUUCGGCAUCGAGCUCGACCUCUCCUACUUCCAGAUGGUCAGCAGCACCUUGAAGACCGCCACCAACCAGAGCGUGGCCAUCUUCUACACGGACCGCUUCGGCCUGUUCCCUUACGUGGACGAGGAGACCGAGGAGUUUUACGACGAAGGCCUGCCGCAGCUGGUGGACCUGAAGGAGCACAAGGAGCUGGCCGAGGACGACAUCGACAACUACAUCCCCGACAACCUGACGGGCCUGGCCAUCCUGGACUUCGAGGAGUGGCGUCCACAGUGGAUCCGCAACUGGGGCAGCAAGGACAUCUACCGGGAGAAGUCCAUCGAGGUGAUCAUGAAGAAGCGGCCCCACCUGAGCUACGAGGAGGCCGAGGACCUGGCCAUCGAGAGGUUCGAGAGAGGCGCAAAGGCCUACUUCCUCAAGUCGCUCAAGCUGGGGAAGAAGCUGAGGCCCAACCGCCGAUGGGGCUACUACCUGUACCCCGACUGCUACAACUACGACUACAACAAGGACAUGGAGGGCUUCACGGGAGAGUGUCCCGCCAUCGAGAAGAAGAGGAACAACAACCUGUACUGGCUGUGGCAGGAGUGCACGGCGCUCUACCCUUCCAUCUACCUGGAGCUGGUGCUGAGGGAAUCUCGCCAGGCCAAGCUCUACGUGCGCCAUCGCAUUCAGGAGGCCAUGCGGGUGUCCACGCUCAACAACCAGAACUACUCCACGCCCAUCUACGCCUACAUCCGCCCAGUAUUUAAAGACAGCGACAUCAACUACUUGUCAGAGUAUGACCUGGUGAACACCAUCGGGGAGGCUGCUGCUCUGGGGUCAGCUGGGGUCGUAUCCUGGGGCGACAUGGACAUCACAGACACUGAGGAAACCUGCGAGGCAGCCAGACGCCAUCUGGAAAAAGUAAUGAACCCGUACAUCGUGAACGUCACCACAGCAGCCCAGCUUUGCAGCCGCGCGCUCUGUCAGGAGAACGGCCGAUGCGUGAGGAAGAAAUGGAACAAAGAUGUCUACCUCCACCUAGACCCGCGAUAUUACCGCAUAAGGAUGGACCAGCAAGGACGGCUGUUCGUGAAGGGAGAGCUAUCGCAGGGUGAUAUUGAUUGGUUUGCCGCGGAGUUUGACUGUCUGUGUUAUUCAGAAGAACCGUGUCAAUAUCCUCUUGUGCUAAAUGCGGUCACAAACUUUGUCCAUGCCACCGGCAUCCAUCUGCAGUUCAUCUCUCUGACCUUGCUUCUCAUCUGUAUAAUGUUCUCUAUGCACUACGCAUGUUCAUAGGC